AUGGGAUCCCUCCAGAUUCUCUGCAUCCUAUCUGGCUCGUGGUUCUUUCUCGUCACAUUUCUCGUCCUAGGCAUGUGUCAACAGAAAUAUAUGAGACGGGCCAGUUCCCGUUUCAGCAAUGGCAGCGGCGGCUUGGGUGCCCAACCGAGAGAUCUCACGCCAACGUCGUCAACGGCGUCAAUAGCUGCCGCCGCAGCCGCAGCCAGCAAGUCUAGAGCUCCGAGAAAGGCUUAA
Paracoccidioides lutzii Pb01 is the source of this 234-nucleotide messenger RNA. RefSeq lists its product as hypothetical. The record is from RefSeq and is a predicted model, not a curated record. Bases 1 to 234 code for a protein of 77 amino acids. The transcript has a single exon.